CAAAAUCGUAACGACUUGUCAUAGGACAACAAUCCACCGAUUGCAGUUGGGUAUAAAUAUCUUAAAUGCGAUCCGAAGCAAUGAAAAGAGUUAGUAAUUGAUUUGACAAGACGGCAUAAACAUGAAGCUACUUCUAAUAAAUCUAACGGCCUGCCUGCUGCCACUGGCAAUGACAAUGGCCAAUGUUGCCAUUGAGUAUUCGAGUCUAGCGGAUCCCUUUGCCGUAAUGCAAAAUCCCUGCGAUGACAUACGCAAUGGACAAUUCCUGUGCAAAGAUUGCGCCACACUGGCCUUCUGCUACCAGGAAGAAGGUAAUUGGAAUACCAUGCAGAUAGCCAGCUGUGAUACGGGCCGUGGCCUGUAUUGUGACGAAGAUGUUCGUGGCUGUGUCUACAAAAAAGAAUGCGUCAGUCGUGGACCUAAGUUUGAGUGCCAGAAUGCUGGCGUGUUUCCCGAUCCGUACGAUUGCAAGCAGUAUCAUGUCUGCAGUGCAAAUAAAGAAGACGAACGUAUGAUAUGUCCAUCGGGUUCAGCCUAUUCUCCAGCCACAAAAUCUUGUUCUCUGUCCACCAGCAAUGAAGCAUGUCGCAAGGCCCAAUAUACUUGUGACAAUGUCUUAGACAUGGGAGUGUGGCCUUCGGAUCCAAAUAUCUACUAUAUUUGUUGGUAUACAUCGGUCAACGGUGAGAUUGUACGUUAUCCCAUGUUGUAUCGUUGUCAGGAUGGUUAUGAAUUCAUUGCCAAUACGUGUAUGCCAAAAAGUUCGAUAUCUGCUCCCGGAUCUACUACACGAAAGGAAACACCCGCUACACCAAUAACAACGACAACUGUGGCCUCACCCCUUUCGUGUGAUCUCGCCACUAAUUUGCUGGCAAACCCAAGCGAUUGUCACUCGUAUUUUAUUUGCAAAAAUGGACAGCUCGAAAACAGGCAGUGUCCAGCGGGAACUUACUUCCAGGCCACUACACUUAUGUGCGUUUCAGGAAGCUGUUGAAACAAUGUUUUUUUAAACCUUUUGUUUUCAAUAAAAUUUUAAUAAUAUCCAGAGCAUAAAAAUAA
This is a messenger RNA of Musca domestica (house fly), 1059 nucleotides long. RefSeq lists its product as uncharacterized. The record is from RefSeq and is a predicted model, not a curated record. NCBI's taxonomy places the organism in Eukaryota, Metazoa, Arthropoda, Insecta, Diptera, Muscidae. Gene Ontology annotation, cellular component: extracellular region. The coding region runs from base 122 to 994 and encodes 290 amino acids. The transcript is spliced from 2 exons. Gene Ontology annotation, molecular function: chitin binding.